Verruconis gallopava is the source of this 1427-nucleotide messenger RNA. RefSeq lists its product as uncharacterized. Gene Ontology annotation, biological process: protein transport to vacuole involved in ubiquitin-dependent protein catabolic process via the multivesicular body sorting pathway. The coding region runs from base 75 to 842 and encodes 255 amino acids. The transcript is spliced from 2 exons. The record is from RefSeq and is a predicted model, not a curated record. Gene Ontology annotation, cellular component: ESCRT II complex. NCBI's taxonomy places the organism in Eukaryota, Fungi, Ascomycota, Dothideomycetes, Venturiales, Sympoventuriaceae.
UAUGAACGAGAGUUAUGAUAACUUUCUUAUCGUGUUCUUUCUGAGCCGGCAGACCCCACUGUUACGCCUUGAAUAUGGCUUCUCGCCGUGGAGUGGGCCUCUCGGCCUUCUCCAACGAGGCCAUUAAAGAUGCUUAUGCCAACUACGGCUCUUCAAUCCAAGCACAGCAUCUUGAUUCUCUUCAGACUCAGCUAUCAGUCUUCCAGCAACUUCUCCACAACUUCAGCAUAACUCAUGGCAAGGACAUCCGAAGCAACCCCACUUUUCGCGCUGAAUUUGCACGUAUGUGUAACGCUAUCGGCGUGGACCCUUUAGCGUCAUCGCACACCAGCAAAGGCGCCAAGGGCGGGGGCAGUAUAUGGUCUCAGAUGCUCGGCGGUAGCGUAAAUGACUUUUAUUUUGAGCUAGCCGUGCGAGUUGUAGAGGUCUGCAGGGAGACAAGGGCUGAGAAUGGAGGGAUGAUGGCAGUGUCUGAGGUGAAGAAAAGAAUUCAACAAGGAAAGGCUAUUGGUGGUGGCAUGGAGGUAUCGGAUGAUGACAUACACCGCGCGGUCAAAUCUUUGGAACCUCUUGCUUCCGGUUUCAAGAUUAUUCAGAUUGGAAGCACAAAAAUGAUCCGAUCUGUUCCCAAGGAGCUUAAUAAUGACCAGUCGACCGUUCUCGAAGUUAUUCAGGUUCUUGGCUACGUAACUAUAUCAAUGUUACGGGAUAAUCUCUCGUGGGAAAAAGGAAGGGCAACCGCAGUAGUUGACGACCUGAUGGCCGACUCUCUCGUUUGGGUUGACCUUCAGGCUGAAGAGCCUGAAUAUUGGUCGCCUAGUUUUAUAUCAGGCGCAGGAUGAAGCUUAUUUGAGUAUUUGAUUUCAUGUAGAACUUACCGGCUUCUUCGGGACCGAAGGAAGGAGAAUAUCCGACGAAUGCGACUACCAUGUUGAACAAAGAGCGUGCAUUACUGCCGCUCUGCUACAUAGCCCUUUGAAAUCCUUAAGUGUCAGAUAUUACGUGAUCUGGCGUAAGGUUGCAGUCGAGCAUUGCAAUCGAGCAACAAAGGCAAACAAAGCGGAGAUGGAGAAACAUGGACCAUAUGUCAAAAGCCGUUCAUAGGGCAAGGUGCAGAACUAUGAUACUCUAUAUGACCGUGGAGAAAUUUACGAAGAAAUGUUCAUGGCUAUCAUUGGAUUGCAGUCUUCAAAGAAUGGGCGAUGAUGAUUGACAAUAUAAUGGUAGCUACCAUCCAGAACGCGAACUCUUCGUGGAUUUUGAAACGUUGAAGUGUUCAAAAGCUUGGAUCCAAUAGUAGGAAAUAAAAAUGCACAUGGCCGAGAUUGCUCCAUGUAGUCGUAUGGAUGCUUCACCACAACGAACAAAGCCAAAAAUCGCCUACACAUAAUCAUUUCUCCACAAUACUUCACGCAGCCAGUCUUUCG